GGGAUCGAUCCUCAGUCGACGCGUGGCAACCGCGUCUGUUCCAUGUAUUUUAUCGUGAUAAUUUAUCGAAAUUUCGUAUUGAAGAUAACAGCUGAUAAGCUACAGUAAUCAUAUACACAUGAGGUUAGUUUCGUGUAAAUAGUUUGCUAAGCCGGUGGCUGGUAGCGGGUUUUCGCAAGUGUCAUCGCGCGACAUGAGUGCAUCACGAUGAUGAGAAGAAAUGUUGUGAGCCUGAUAAAGUUCUUCCUCCUGGCGGUUUUUACGGUUUUCCUGACCGUCGUUGUAUUCCGUUAUGUACGAACCUCACCUAACCAUGAAAUCGUGACACCAGUUGCCGCAUUGGUAGCCAUCAAUGGCGACAGUUCAAAAAAUUUGAUCGAUUCCAGACAGAAUUUCAACGACCAUCUUUAUCAGGAUUUGGACGAAAAAAUAGAUUGGCAUGAUUAUAAGAAAAUUGAAGAAGAAGCAAAAAGAAUUGGAAUAGGUGAACAUGGACGGCCUGCAUUUCUUUCACCAUCUCUAGAUGCAUUGAAGGAAAAGUUAUACCAGGUAAAUGGUUUCAAUGCUGCACUCAGUGAUGAAAUCUCAAUGAAUCGCUCAGUACCUGAUAUUAGACAUUCAGGCUGUAAGAAGAAGAAAUACUUAAGAAAUCUUGAUGCAGUUUCUGUAAUAGUCUCCUUCCAUAAUGAGCACUUUAGCACUUUAAUGCGAACUUGUUGGAGUGUUAUUAAUCGUUCACCACCAUCUCUUCUUAAGGAAAUAAUAUUGGUUGACGAUGCAAGCAGCAAAGUAGAAUUGAAGAAAUCUUUAGACGAUUAUGUUGCUGAACAUUUGCCAAAAGUAAAAAUUGUAAGACUACCACAGCGUUCUGGUUUAAUUAAGGGUCGAUUAGCUGGAGCAAAAAUUGCAAAAGCAAAAAUACUUGUAUUCUUAGAUUCUCACAGUGAAGCAAAUGUCAACUGGUUGCCACCGCUAUUAGAACCAAUUGCACAAGAUUAUAAAACUUGUGUGUGUCCUUUCAUUGAUGUGAUAGCUUAUGAAACAUUUGAAUAUAGAGCUCAGGAUGAAGGUGCCAGAGGAGCUUUUGAUUGGGAAUUAUAUUAUAAACGAUUGCCAUUGUUACCUGAAGAUUUGCAAAACCCUACAGAGCCAUUUAAAAGUCCAGUAAUGGCAGGUGGUUUAUUUGCCAUCAGUGCUAAAUUCUUUUGGGAAUUAGGUGGAUAUGAUCCAGAACUAGAUAUAUGGGGAGGUGAACAGUAUGAACUGUCUUUUAAAAUUUGGCAAUGUGGAGGUCAAAUGUAUGAUGCACCUUGUUCAAGAGUAGGUCAUAUUUACCGUAAAUUUCCACCUUUUGCCAAUCCAGGUAAAGGAGACUUUUUGGGAAAGAACUAUAAGAGAGUAGCAGAAGUGUGGAUGGAUGAAUAUGCAGAAUAUAUCUAUAAAAGACGUUCACAUUUGAGAUCAUUAGAUCCUGGAAACUUAAAAGCACAAAAGGAUCUAAGAGCUAAAUUACAUUGUAAGCCAUUCAAAUGGUUCAUGGAAAACAUAGCUUUUGAUCUUGUCGACGUGUAUCCUCCUAUUGAACCUGAUGACUUUGCAUCUGGAGAAAUUCGUAAUAUGGGAGUGCCAGAAUUGUGCCUAGACUCAAAGAAACGGAAAAAGGACGAACUUGUUGUAGUUGAUAUUUGCAUAAAGGAUAAUUCAAAAAUUGUAGGAGAACAAGAAUUUAAAUUAACUUGGCACAAAGACAUUAGACCCAAGGAUCGUACAGAAUGUUUGGACGUCUCUAGAGGCGGUUUAAAGCCUCCAGUUAGUUUGUAUCCUUGUCAUGGAGGCCAGGGAAAUCAACUGUGGCGUUACAACGUUGAAAAACAAUGGCUAAUGCACGGUUAUUCAUCAAGAUGUCUGGACACGGAUCCAGCAAGUAAGAAAGUCUUUGUAACCAAUUGUGAUUCGUCUUCUCCUACGCAAAAAUGGAGAAUUGAGAAAGUAAAUAUGAAAGCUAUCAACAACUGGGAUAAUGUGGGACCCAAACGACCUUAAUUCCUCUGCCUUUUA
Molecule: messenger RNA, 2058 nt
Organism: Eufriesea mexicana
Lineage: Eukaryota; Metazoa; Arthropoda; Insecta; Hymenoptera; Apidae
Product: N-acetylgalactosaminyltransferase 6
Exons: 2
Coding region: 208-2043 (611 amino acids)
Biological process (GO): protein O-linked glycosylation
Cellular component (GO): Golgi apparatus
Molecular function (GO): polypeptide N-acetylgalactosaminyltransferase activity
Source: RefSeq, a predicted model, not a curated record